AUGUUGAAAGAUAAGCAGUGGCGAGCGACGGCAAACAUAGAGCUUUUGUUGAAUGAUGUCUACCCACCCGCUCGAAUCGAGAGAGAAUUUGUUUCUCAGCAGUUGCCCAAGGUCGUCACUACACGCGAUUUGAAAGCUUCUAUUCCUUCAAAUAAUUCGGGAGCUUUGGUGGAUGCUCACAGUGUGGUAAGCUUUCAUAAAAUGACAUAUUGCAGCACACAGGACAUGAAUGCCCCUUCCGUGCGACGCAUUCUUGUAAAGUACUACCAGCACCUCCUCCGUCGCAUUUUUAUUCGGAGUAGUCCCUUUCUCUACCCCACAAAGCUCGAAGAAGGGGAUCUCGAUGACAUCAAGAUGGAACCAUCCGACGAGGACGUUGGGGAGGAGCCCAACGGGAUUCCCCAAGGCUCCCCCCAGCCGGUAGAUUUCGCCCCCACGCCGGGUCGACGGCCCACAGGGUCGGAGGGCAAGCGCGCCUACCGGGCACUUGGGAUCCUCACCCAAGUCCACGACGUCGUCGGCGCGCAGGCCCUCCAACCUUGGGAGUUUUUUGUUAUUCAAGACCUCGAAGAUGAGGCCGCCUACCUCCCUGUGCUGCGGGCGUUGAAGAAGGACAUCGCGCCGGGUCCCUUUUCGCUGCUUUUGAACGGGACGACGUCGCGGGAUCCGACGUCGGCGGCCGCCGGCCUCGCGAAUGGAGGAGGGGGCGAGGGGGGGGCUGGGAAGGGUGAUGGGCCGCCGCCGAGUCUGAACUGGGGCGAUGACGCCGAGCAGGCCGCAGUGGCCUUUGAAGGGCAGCGUCUUUCCCUCUUUCCACGUCUCCUACCGGCGUUUACGGGGGUUUACCCGGGGAUGGCCGUCGGGAUCGUCGGCGAGCCCCACCAGCGUGACGCCCGUGGGGUGCUAACAGGGGUGUUGUUGUGGGAUCUCGUCCUACCGCAUCCCCCGAUGUUGCCCUGGCGAGUGGAUCGACCGCUGCCGCACGCGGAAAGGGGAGGGUCCGCGAUCACGACGGCCGCGGCGGUCCCGACGCGGGUCCAAUUCUGCUGCGGUCCGUUCCCGCGCGGCGAUAUCAUAGGGCUGCUCCGCGCCGUGACGUUGCAGGCCUUGUUUCGCGCCGCCGACGUGCUGAUCAUCGGCGGUCCUCUGGUGAAGCCCUUUGAGGACUCCGAGAAGGAUAGGAUGCCGCACAUGGUGGAGACGUUUGAGAACAUGCUUUUCUCCUACGUGGACGCGGUGGAGGGGUGUAUGAAUGAGUACUACGCAUCGCGUCCGAAUCUUCCUCACCUAAAGGUGGUCAUGAUCCCGCACUGUGAUGAUGUGAUGCAGGUACCCGUCUUGCCAAAGGUGACGUAUGCACUAGAGGAUACCGAGGACAUCUACUUUCGUUCGAAUCCCUGUCGGUUGUCGGUGAACGGUGUGCAUUUCGGCGUGUGUAAUGAGGAUGUGGUGGGGGUCAUGCGAAAUGUGAUGGUAGAGCGCUGGCCUACCCCGGAGGGCAGCCUCCGGCGGGUUGUGGAGACGUUGAUUCAGAGUCGCUGGUAUACCCCAAUCGUGGAGCUGCCCGCUACCCAAGUGGAUAUGAAGUAUUUGGAUAAGAUGCGGAUAGACUAUCUUCCCGAAGAGGACGCGCUUCCGGACACCGGGAACCCCCCUUCCCAGCAGAACGAGGAGGUCGAGGCGGAGUUUCCCCGGGUUCAAACCGAAACCAACUGGAACCGGUUCCGUUUUAUCGGCCCGGAUGACGAGGGCCUCCACACGGCCCCGAUUUCCGGCGAUCCACCGGUAUUAAAGCGCGCAAAGCCCGAGGAGGGGUUGGUGAAGGUUGAGAACGACGACGAGGGUGCGCCCCCCCCUUCUGUCGCUCGCGAGGACGUCAGAAAAGGGGAAGGGGAGGGGGAGGGGGUGGAGUACAUGCCUCACGUCGUCUUCGCCCCUUCCACCCGGCCGCAGUUCGCCGUGGUGACGCAUCAGGGGGUGCGCGACGGGGCCCACGCCACCGUCCUCGUGGAGGGCCCCUUGGACGACCCGACGACGGCCAGUGGGGUGCUGGUGGUGAACCCCGGGGUGUGGUCGCGGCGCGUCUCACGGCAGUUUACCCUGCGGGUGGCGGAAGUGACGAUCCCGGAUAGUGCCCUCGUCCUCUCCCGUGGGGCCUCUGUCAACACCGGGGUGGCCUGUGGCCUCCUGCAUAUCUUUAACCCCGAGGAGUCCUAA
Messenger RNA from Phytomonas sp. EM1, 2217 nucleotides. NCBI's taxonomy places the organism in Eukaryota, Euglenozoa, Kinetoplastea, Trypanosomatida, Trypanosomatidae. The record is from the annotation of a GenBank genome assembly.